UGUUUCGUUUCUGCAACUACGCGCAGGCUGGUUUUCGAUCGACUUUUUUCGACGUCGAGCUCAACUUGUGGAUCCCUUGUAGAUGAUAGGAAUAAUUAUUUUUCAUUUGCGAGUUUGCCAAUGAUGACGUUGUUCUAAUUUGCGACAUUCCUGAUCGAUCAACUUUGAGCGCAAUGAGUACCUCUACGAAAAAGGAGAAGCAGAUCAUCGGAGGGAUUCGUCGCAAGUCUGGAGGGCCGAAAUUCGAGCUGAGCGACGAACAAAAGGCCGACAUCAAAGCGGCCUUUGCCCUUUUCGACAAGGACAAUUCCGGCUUCAUGGCCACAAGGGACUUGAAGGUUGCUAUUCGAGCGUUGGGUUUUGAGCCGAAGAAAGAGGAAAUCAAGAAAAUGGUCUCGGAAGUAGACAAAGACGGCAAAGGAAAAAUCAACCUCGAGGACUUCACCCAGGUGAUGGUGGCCAAAAUGGCAGACAAGGAUUCCAGAGAGGAAAUACUGAAGGCUUUCCGCUUAUUUGACGACGAGAACACUGGUCACAUCACUUUCGAGAACUUGAAACGAGUAGCGAAGGAACUCGGAGAAAAUGUGACGGACGAGGAAAUGCAGGAAAUGAUUGACGAAGCGGACAAUGACAAAGAUGGAAAAGUCAGCCAGGAUGAAUUCUUAAAGAUAAUGAAGAAAACUUGCUUGUAUUAAUUUCAUUGCGUGUUUCCUUGCAUGAAAUUGAUUUCUUAUUUUAUCAUAUUUCAAUUUCAUGAUGUACGUAGUUUACAAAACAUUCCGACAUGUGAAUUUAAUUUCUGAACAAAUCAACCAUCUGGUAUUUUUUGUAAUUUAUUUUUUUUAAAUAAGUAAAUUCCAAGAUUUUGGACUGUGCUAUUGAUGCCACAUAACUAUUUUCAUAAUGCGCACACUCACGUCUCACUUACUUUUAUCUUAAUUCCCUGACGAAUUCAGAUGCUACUAGUCAAUAAAACGGUAAAUUUAUACGGCUAACAAUAUAU
Neocloeon triangulifer is the source of this 1003-nucleotide messenger RNA. RefSeq lists its product as uncharacterized. The record is from RefSeq and is a predicted model, not a curated record. Bases 174 to 695 code for a protein of 173 amino acids. Gene Ontology annotation, biological process: mitotic cell cycle; centriole replication. Gene Ontology annotation, molecular function: calcium ion binding. NCBI's taxonomy places the organism in Eukaryota, Metazoa, Arthropoda, Insecta, Ephemeroptera, Baetidae. The transcript is spliced from 4 exons. Gene Ontology annotation, cellular component: centriole; centrosome.